AUGGAGAAACUGAUAGAAGAAGUCAAAAAGUAUCCUGUAUUGUACGACCAAAGAAAUGAAAAAUAUAGGAAUGCUGAAUAUAAGGAAAGGGUAUGGACUUUAAUUGCUACGCAUUUAGAAAUAAAGGGCGGUGGCGAAGAAUGUAAGAAAAAGUGGGCCUCCGUUCGAGAUCAGUUUCGAAGGACCCUUCAAAGAAGAAGGACUGUCUCUGGACAAGCUGCUGUAACUCUCCGAAAAUAUAAAUAUGAAGACGUCUUGCAGUUUUUGUUACCGCAUGUCGCAGAGCGAGAGACAAUUUCUAACGUUACUGAUAGUGAGGAGGUAGCUAAUAAUGAAGUUUCUGCUGAUGAUACCUUGGAGGAGGAAGAAGUUAUAGAUGGUGACGAACCUGAAUCUGUGCAAGAAUAUAUACAAGAGGAACCUGAAAUACUUGGUCAGAAAACCCAGGAAGAGGUGCUCUCUGUAAACUCGUCAGCCAAGAAUCCAAAAUUUAUCAAACCUGUAUUAAAACGAAAACUGCAGCAGCGUCAAUCGAAACCUCCAGAAACAGCUUCCUCUCAACUAAUGACGUACAUUUUAUCUGAGAAGAAAACUCAAAAACAAUCAGAAGUAGCAAGUGUCGAAGCAGAAAAACAUCCUGUUGAUGCUUUUCUGGCUGGUAUAGUAGCUCCCCUGAAGUUCCUUAGUCCCAUUCUUCUAAACGAAGCUAAAGGCCGCAUUUUUUCCAUAGUACAGGAAUGUGAAAUGAAACAGCUGCUGGCCUCUCAAGAAACAAUUCGUUCAUUUCCUUGCAACCAAUUUGCACCCUUACCAGCAUCAUCACCAGCAUUUGCACCCUCACCAGCAUCAUCAGGGUCUGUGCACUCUGUUCCAACACCAUAUGCAUCUCCGGUAUACUGGAAUUUAGAUAAUGCAUCACAACUUUCUGGACACCAUACAGAUCAGACCCAGAAUCUAGAAUGA
Messenger RNA from Ceutorhynchus assimilis (cabbage seed weevil), 963 nucleotides. Lineage: Eukaryota; Metazoa; Arthropoda; Insecta; Coleoptera; Curculionidae. The record is from the annotation of a GenBank genome assembly.